This is a messenger RNA of Camelina sativa (false flax), 1771 nucleotides long. The record is from RefSeq and is a predicted model, not a curated record. Lineage: Eukaryota; Viridiplantae; Streptophyta; Magnoliopsida; Brassicales; Brassicaceae.
UCGACAAUUUUAAGGAUAAAGCCAUAGAUAGAGUGUGAUCUGAGAAUAUUUAAGGAAAAGAAGACAGAAACAGAGAGAGACGACUCGAGGAGAGUAGAGACACAACUGUAGACUCAAGUCACACAAAGAGACAACAAAAAAACAUCACUACUACAGCCUCAGAAGAAGAAGAAGAAGAAGAAAAGAAAAUCUUCUACAGUUGAAAAGGGUCUGAGAGAAAGAGAGACAGAGGCACAGAGCCAAAGUAAGAGAGAUGGAGAGAGAAUGCGAACAAGGAGAGAUGGAGCCAAAGCUUAGACGAAGUUUUACGGGCUUUACUAGUAGGAGAGCUGGUCCUUCUACUCCUCCACCCACGUGGCGGCUCGAGUUUUCCCCGCCGCCGCCGCGAGUCGGCGAGACCAAGGAGUUUUUGGCGAAUCCGGAGGUUUCCGUCAGGAAACUGUGCGCCGAUUUGUGGGAAACUGAACAAUUCCGACAAAGAAUUGGGUUGCGACGGUGUCGACGACGGGAUUCAGAUGCGGAAUCACCUUCCGGUAGACCACUUCACGAUCACCAGCCACCGAGCAGAGGUAGCCUGAGGAGGCAAAUUGUAGCAACUGAUGAUCAUAGAGUGGUCCGUAGAAAUGGCCAUCUGUUGCAACCAACCUCUCCUGCAAGUUGCAGCAGCAGCAGUUCAUUGGAGGUUGUGGUGCCUAAACCAGCGUUUAGUCAGACUGGUUCUUCGGUGGUUAAGUCUGCGAACUAUGGUUUGGGUUCCUCUACAAAGCUUCUCAAGGUGCUAAACCGGAUAUGGAGUCUCGAGGAACAGAAUACUGCUAAUAUGUCUUUGGUUAGAGCUCUAAAGAUGGAGUUGGAUGAAUGUAGAGCCGAGAUUAAGGAGGUAAAACAACGAGAAAACCAAAGUGAUAGGCGAGGGAGGAAGAAAAUGGAAGAAGAAGAAGAAGAAGAGGUCAAAGAUGUGUUUCGAUCGAUGAAGAAAGACUUGGAUGAUGAGAGAAAAUUCAGAAAGCAGUCAGAGACUUUGCAUCGGAAGCUAACACGAGAGCUUUGUGAAGCGAAACAUUGUUUAUCAAAAGCAUUGAAAGAUCUUGAGAAAGAGAGACAGGAGCGUGUUCUUGUGGAAAAUCUCUGCGAUGAGUUUGCAAAAGCAGUUAAAGACUAUGAAGAUAAGGUGAGAAGGAUUGGGAACAAGUCACCGGUGACUGAUAAAGUAAUUGUGCAGAUUGCAGAAGUGUGGAAUGACCAGAGAUUACAAAUGAAGCUAGAGGAAGAUGAUAAAGACGUUGAAACAUAUAUGCGAACAAGAAGAGAUAACAAAUUGCAGCUUAAGAAGAGUUCAAGCCGACUUCUUAAUCUAUCUAUGUCUUCGGAAGGAGAUAAGAUUCAUCCAGAGAGUAGUGCAAGUAACGUUGAUGAUCAUGAGAGUCGUCGAGAAAAGUCUAGAACUUUCUCGAAGAUUCUUCAGAGGAAUGUGAAUGCAGCAAUGAGAGAAGAUAAUCAUCGUACUCUCAAGGAUAAGCUGAUGGAAGCUCGUGUAGAGAGUCGACGUUUACGUUCUAAUUUCAAAUCAGAGUUGAGUCCGAGCGAUCCGGUUCAAGCAUGAGCCAAUUAGAUAGUUCUGUCUCAUGUUGGAGUAAUUAUCUAGUUGCGGUCAAUGUUUGUUAGUAAUUGUUUACAUUUAGAUCUUUAUAUAUCUCUCUCUACUCUCUCUAGCUAACCGUUAACUAUAAACUUGUAUAUUUUUUUAAUAUGAUAGUAUGUCAUUAGAUCA